Pristis pectinata (smalltooth sawfish) is the source of this 5339-nucleotide messenger RNA. RefSeq names its product STE20 related adaptor beta (gene stradb). The transcript is spliced from 13 exons. Gene Ontology annotation, molecular function: ATP binding; protein serine/threonine kinase activator activity; protein kinase activity. NCBI's taxonomy places the organism in Eukaryota, Metazoa, Chordata, Chondrichthyes, Rhinopristiformes, Pristidae. Gene Ontology annotation, biological process: protein phosphorylation. Bases 355 to 1692 code for a protein of 445 amino acids. The record is from RefSeq and is a predicted model, not a curated record.
UGUGGGAACACGGUCCCUUGCAGGACCAGGAGGACAGCGGAGGCACCUCCCGCCGCCGGGAAUGAAACGUUUUAUGUCCACACUGCCCUCCCCUCCUCUCUCGCUCCCUCCUACACUGUUCGAGUGCCUGGGGUCCGAGGCCUGGGCUGGGGCAAGGAGGGUCCUCAUGCCUACGAUUGGUUGAUUGGAAGUAAAAGUUCAUUCCAUUGUCUAAAGGCCAUCGUAUUUCUUGAGAAGCAGGAGGUUGUGAAUCCUAAUACUGAUUGUGUCUUAAAUAUUAACAUACUUCGCAAAUGAUGCAGUUCAUUUAGGUUGCUGUGCUCAUGUGAAUCACCAAGCACAUCAGGAGCUUCCAUGUCUUUUCUGGACUGUUCCUGCAUUUCACAAACAGAAAUAGAACCAAUUGAUGCUGGGAGCCAGGUAGACGGUAAAAACCGUCACCAUCCGAAAAAUGGAUUUUCCACGUGUUCCCGGAGGUCCCAGCUAGAGGAAAAGAUGAUAUACACAACCAAUGCCAGUCACUAUGAGCUUCUAUGUGAACUAGGAAAGAGUUUUAGUAAUUUAACCACGGUGAACCUGGCUAAGCACAUCCCAUCGGGUAACAUGGUAGUUGUCAAACGCACAAAUAUGGACACCUGUUCGGAAGAAAACCUGUCUUCUUUGCAGAAUGAGCUGCUUAUCUGGCAGUUUCUCCGGCACCCAAAUAUCCUGCCACAUCCAGCAGUUUUUGUAGAAGGUAGUGAGCUAUGGGUCAUCCUGGCAUUCACAGCCUACGGUUCUGCCAGCAGCCUGCUAAAGUUGUACUUUACCGAAGGCAUGAGUGAGAGUUUAAUGGCACAUAUAUUUUAUGGAGUCUUGAAGGCAUUGGAUUAUAUUCACCAAAUGGGAUGCAUUCACAGGAGUGUUAGGCCAAGCCAUAUACUUAUUUCUGGGGAGGGACAUAUUUAUCUCUCCGGUCUGCAUGGUCUUUGCAACAUGAUCACUGAUGGACAAAGGCUAAGAGUUGUAUAUGAUUUUCCAGAAUUCAGUGCUUCUAUUCUGCCUUGGCUGAGCCCUGAAGUUCUCCAACAGGACUUGCAUGGAUAUGAUGCGAAGUCUGACAUCUACAGCCUUGGGAUCACAGCAUGUGAGUUAGCCAGAGGCCAGGUUCCUUUUCAGAAUACACCGCCUACACAGAUGCUGCUCCAGAAGUUGAAGAGGUCAUUAUGUUUGGUCGACUUCAGUUUUCCACAAAAGGAACUAAUGAUAAAGAAUUUCCGCUCUGGAAUGGAUUCUGGCAUUGGGGAGAGUAUGGCCAUCUACCGCAUGAUGAGGACAAAAAGAAGUGAACAAUCCCCAAGUUCAACGAAGAAAACUUUCUCUGCAGCUUUUCACAGCUUUGUGGAGCUCUGUCUACAGAGAGAGCCUGGCAAUCGACCAUCAGCAAGCACGUUGCUAUCCCACCCCUUCUUUAAACAGGUGCUUAUUCACUCCAUUUAUUUUCUGUUGAUUUUAAAAUUAAGAUUGAACACAUACCUCAUCAGAACCUGGGAGACUGUGGAACACUGGAAGAUGGGUGAAAAAGCAGACCAAGUCGUCCCUGAUCAAUCUGCUUCAGCCAGCUGUGCCGCUUUCUGGCUCUCGGGCCACAGUGGGGACAUCAGAGUCAAAAGGAGACAGCCCAAUCAGUCCCUUACAAGACCUAGAUGGUGACUGGGAAUUUUAACUUUAUUUCCUUUUACCCAUUUGUCUCUUUUUAUGACAAACACAACAAGUUUGAAUUGGUUUCACCUUGUGUUAGUUGCCCAUUGAGGUGACUGAAGACAAGGAAAUGACCUGUUAAAAUUAGGCAUAUGUUAUUGCUGCCUUUGUGCUGAUAUGUGGGAAUCUUGAUCUGUGCUGUAAAUCUAGAUUAGGCAUUUAUCCAUCUUGAUCCAAAUUGAUCCUGCAUUUGUGCAUAAAAUGCACUUGUGUUUACAAAUUGUGCAUUUUCUAUUCCAGUAUUAGAUUAUUACUUUGAAAGGUAAUUUGGAACAUUAGGAUAUGUAGUUGCUCAAGAUACUCAAAAUGGCCAAAUGCACAAGCACAAAUAUAUUUUUGAACAUAUCUUUGUACUUUCUUUACAUGCAUAAAUAUACAAACAACCUUUAUUACAUCUGGUGGUUUAGUAGCAUAGUGAGGUCUAUGUGUUUCAACAGGAUUGAACUUCAAGAUCACCUUGCGGUUUGUCCUUAAUUUUGCUGUGGGAUGAUAUUGGGCUAAGGCAGAAGGAGCAAAGCUGAGAUAGAAGAAUGAGCAUCCAAACAGAAAUGUGAAAGAGAAGAAAGUGGCAGACGAGUUCCCCAAGACAUUCUCAUUUCAUUGCUUAGGGAACAAUAGGCUGGGAGCCAUUAUUUUAAAAGCUUUUAGCUCUUUUCCAUUUGAAAUUAUGAAACUGUCAUCACAUCAGACUAUCAAAAGAUUAGGGUUUAGGUGCCAUUUAUUUCCAUUUUGUUCAAAGGGAUCCAAACUCUAAACGUGAAAACACUAUAUUGACACUAAUUCUUACCAGUUCCCUUAACUGGUAUCUAAUAUGAAGACAGUGCAAUGAGAAUUGGUCCUCAGACUUUAUUUUGGUGGUCCAAUGUGCCUUGUCCCUUUUUAACACAGUCUGAAUAAGUGGAUUCUUUGGGUAAGACUAAAUGUUAUUUUCAGAUCUUUAUAAACAGCAUAUUUGGAUUGAUUUGCUUGACUACUGCAAUCCCAGGCUCAUUAUUAUUGACUAUCUAAUCACUGUCACUAAUAAUUAGUCCUGAGGUUAGGUCAAUGAUCUGAAGUUUUAACCCUGUUUCUCUCUCUACAGAUGUUGCCUGACCUGUUGAGUAUUUCUAGCAUUGUUAUUUCAGUUUUCCAACAUCUACAUAAUUUCUUUUGUACCAUAACUUUGCCCCACCCUAUCCACUUUUAUGUGACAUGCAGAAUAUCAUUAAAACUGAUGAAACAACAACAAAAAAAGGCUUUUGAUCAGAUUGAGUAGACAAAACUCUGUGAUCAUCCACUUGGAGGCAGCUAAAGGGAACAUUUUCUUAAUGAGUUAGAUUAGGAGAUGUUUAGCAGGAAAGGAAAUAAAGGAAUUCAUGUAUAUCAAACAUACAAAAAUAUUUUAAAAAGUAUUAUAAUGUUGGCAUUUACCUCAGGGGGCUCAAAUACAAAAGUGAGGUUCAAAUAUACAAGGUUUUCUGAGGCUACAUUAACAGUACUGUUCACUUUUGAGCAUUAGACCUCAUUACUUCUUGGAAAGGGUGCAAUGCAGAUUCACUAAAAUGUUACUAGGGCUGGAAUUCCAUAGGCUUGGGUUGUAUUAGCUAACCGAAUCACGAUAAUUAAAAGUGGCAUGUUGCGGAGGUGCCUCUAUAGUCCUGCUACUAUAAAUUUUUUUGGUAAAUUAAAACAAUGCAAGCAAUUUGCACUGUUAUAGAUCAUUUAAAUUUAUAUAUAAUUGAACCAUACCACCCAGUGUCUCAAUUCACUGUAUAGUCAUGCAGCUGGCUUCACCUUUACAAAUAAUCCAUAUUGCAAAUUUUUCUCAUAGAAAAUACAGAGUUUGCUGUGUAUGACAAUAUCUCAAUUUAAUUAUUAAAGUUUUCUGGAAGCAGUCAGAGAUUUUGUUUUCCUGUUUUGUUGGUGAAACUGAAACCUGAACAAAGGGAUAGUUUCCAAAUAAAUUCCAUUUAGUCCUGACUUGUUGAGGAGCCAUUGUAAAUAAAGCUUUUUAGUUGUCUUCUAUUUGAAAUUAUGAAGCUACCGUCUUAUUAAACUCCCAACAUUAUCAGGUUUUAAGUAAGUGUCAUUUAUUUCCAUUUUGUUCAAUGAGAUGCAAAAUCUAACCCUGUAUACACUACGUUAACACUAAAUUUUACCAGUACCCUUAACUGGAAUCUGAUGUGAACCAGUGCAAUUAGACUUGGUUAUUGCGUCAUUCAAAAAUAUAGUGGAUAUAUGAACAACAUGAUACAUGUGUUAUCCUUCAUGGUGUAUCCAGUAUUCCCAUAUUGGGUGAGUGAGUUUGGUGGAGGAGAGGAGAAUGAAUUUAAUGAUAGAUAUGCUUUAUACCAAAGAUUUUCUUUUGUCUUAAUUCCAAAAAUAUCUUCUUGGUACUUUUUUUUUGGGUGUGAUGAAUAUUGUAUGAGACAUGGUUUUGCUGUGAUUGGAGAUGUGAUCAAAAUCUGUACCAUAGCUAAUAUGUUUACUCAGCAUCUAGGCAUUUAUCCUGACUAAAGGGAAUGUGUGGGACAGGAUUGUGAUUGCACACAUGCAGAGAAAUAGAUUUCUUUUGUGCUUUUAAAGCUUGUUGUGAUGAUAUUUAGAACAUGGAAAACCUACAGCACAAUUCAGGCCCUUUGGCCCACAAAACUGUGCUAAACAUGUCCCUACCUUAGAGUCCCAUAGCCCUCUAUUUUUCUCAGCUCCAUGUACCUAUCCAAAAGUCUCUUAAAAGACCCUAUCGUAUCCGCCCCCACCACCAUUGCCAGUAGCCCAUUCCAAGCAGUGUUAAUGAGACAGCUUUUGAGACUUUUUAAACAGAAUUCCAGAUGAGCUAGUAGAGAUACUGGUGGAAAACAUUGGGUAUAGUAACUGCUCCCACUAUUCUAUGUGUUGAAGGAUUCUAAUAGACGCCAGCUAUGAGCAUUUUCCCUUCUGUAAGAGGUCACAAUGGAAAAUAUAUUUAGUGUCCUAACUAAAAGCAACCAAUUCAGUUAUUUUCUUCAAAAAUAUUGUUAAACUGGCCAUAAUUGCAAAUGUUGAAGAACCCAUCUCUCUGUAAUGUUUUAAGCAAAGAACAAACUGCUGGCAGAAUGCAGUGGCUCAGGCAGCAUCUGUGGAGGGUAAGGAAUGGUCAACCCCGCAUCGGUCCUGAAUUCCUCCAGCAGUUUGUUCUUUGCUCCUGAUUCCAGCAUCUGUAGUCUCAGCUCCCUGUAUUGUAAUUGCCAUUUCAUUUGCCCAGUUUAUGAUUAGGGGCUGCCUGAGAGCAGAUACUUUAUCUGGAAAGUCAGCCUGGUGUCACUUAGGGACAGUAGAUGAUUGGUAAAGUUACUAUUUGUGUCAGAAGAUAAGCAAAUUAUCAGGGUAUUGAAGGAAGUGAGACUAACACAAAAUGCCUGUUUUUCCACUACUUCCAACUAGCAAAAUAAAUGGGAUACCUAAAGGAAGGCAGAGCCACUGUUUAUAACAAUUAGAAAUCUUAAUGAGGGAAAAUGCAAAUAGGUCCACCUCAUUGAUGGACAGUUCCUGAAACAAUAACAUGUCUAAUAAAUUAAGCAGAUCAGUGACAAAAGAAAUAAUCUAGUCCUUGAGCAAUACACACAAGAUGCUGGAGGAAC